AUGUCGCUAAUACAACUCUAUAUUCCUGCAGAGGUCGCUCAACCUUGUGUUGCCGAGUUGGGUGAACUUGGCAAAGUCCAAUUCAGAGACCUUAAUCCGGAUGUCAAUGCUUUCCAACGUUCGUUUGUAUCCGAGAUUAGAAGACUGGACGAAAUGGAACGCCAGUGUCGCUUUUUUGAAAACCAAAUCACGAAAGCCGAUAUCCCGCAGCGUCCGUUGACUGCAGCAACAUCCAUGAGUCGCGCGCGGUCGGCUCAAGAGAUUGAUGACCUUGAAGAGAAACUCCGAGAGCAUGAAAUCCGAGUGUCCCAAAUGAACAGCUCUUAUGAAACGCUUCAACGACGAUACCUCCAGUUGACCGAACUCCGACACGUUUUGCGUGAGACCAACGUGUUCUUUCAAGAGGUGGAAUCCAGACAAGAUACGAUCCGUCCCUCCAUUGAUGAGAACGAUGCUACCGCACCUUUAUUGGACCAUGAUGUGGAAGAGCAAGCUCACUAUGAUUUGAACCAUUUGAACUUGAAUUACGUGACCGGUGUGAUUGCUCGAUCACGUAUGCAGACCUUUGAACGUGUGUUGUGGCGUUCCCUGCGUGGUAAUCUUUACAUGAACUCGGCGGAAAUCGAUGAACAAAUUGUCGAUCCUGUGACCGAUGAAGUGGUGGACAAGAACGUGUUUGCCAUCUUUGCUCACGGCCGUGAAAUUAUUGCCAAGAUUAAGAAGAUCUCUGAGAGUUUGGGCGGUACGCUUUACUCGAUCGAUGAUUCCUUGGAUAAGCGUCGUGAUGCUCUGUUGGAAGUCACUAAUCAAAUUGAAGAUUUCAACAACGUCUUGUCGAAUACCAGCCAAACCCGCCGCUCCGAGCUUGUCAAGAUCUCCGAAAACUUGACAGCUUGGACUACGAUUGUUCGCAAGGAAAAGGCCAUAUACCAUACAUUGAACUUGUUCAACUACGAUGUCAAUCGCAAGUGCCUCAUUGCUGAAGGAUGGUGCCCAACCAAUGAUAUCCCUUUAAUCCAACAUGCACUCAAGGAUGCUACUGAUGCAUCUGGUACCAACUUACCCUCUAUCCUCACUGUGCUUCGUACCAAGAAGAAGCCUCCGACUUACCACCGUACCAACAAGUUCACGGAAGGAUUCCAAAGUAUCAUCAAUGCUUACGGCACCGCCCGUUAUCGCGAAGUGAACCCGGGUCUUUUCACCGUGAUUUCGUUCCCGUUUUUGUUUGCUGUCAUGUUUGGUGAUAUCGGGCACGGUUUCCUGAUGCUGUUGUUUGCCCUGUAUCUUGUUUUGAAUGAAAAGAAACUGGCAAGCAACAAUGGCGAGAUCUUUAAAAUGUUCUUUGCCGGUCGUUACAUGAUGUUGUUGAUGGCCAUCUUUUCCAUUUUCACCGGUUUUAUCUACAACGAUAUCUUUUCGCUCAGUCUCAACAUGUUCAAGUCGGGCUUUGACUGGCCGACCGAGUACAAUUCGACCGACGUUGUGGAAGGUGUACCGAAUGGCAACGUCUAUGCAUUUGGUUUGGAUCCGUCAUGGCACGGAUCUGAAAAUUUCCUUCUAUUUACCAAUUCGUACAAAAUGAAACAAGCUAUCAUCUUGGGUGUGGUUCACAUGUCCUUUGCUAUUUGUCUCAACGUAUUCAACCAUAUCCAUUACAAUCGCAAGGUCUUUAUUUGGCUUGAAUUCUUGCCUCAGAUCCUGUUCAUGGAGUGCAUUUUCGGCUAUCUGAUCUUCUGUAUCAUGUACAAGUGGAGUGUCGAUUGGUGGGCUUUGGAUGAAAAUGGUCAUCACAUUCAUAAUGCUCCACCCAAUCUUCUCAAUAUGCUCAUUUACAUGUUCUUGACGCCCGGCAAAGUCGAUCCCAAGGAACAAUUGUACCCUGGCCAGGGUCCUGUUCAAGCAGUCUUGAUUUUGAUUGCGGUCGUCUGCGUGCCGUGGAUGUGGUUUGCCAAGCCUUACUACUUGAAGCGAGAGCACAGUCAGCAUCGUUAUGAAUCCGUUGGCAACGAGGAUCAUGACAGUGAUGAAGCCGGUCGUGCUGUCUCUGGAUCUACGGUCGCUGAAGAAGACGACGAUGAAGAAGAAGAAGAAUUUGAUUUUGGCGAAGAAAUGAUCCAUCAAACAAUCCAUACCAUUGAAUUCUGUCUCAACUGUAUCUCCAAUACUGCUUCGUAUUUGCGUUUGUGGGCCUUGUCGCUUGCUCACGCCCAAUUGUCAAGCGUUUUGUGGGACAUGACCUUGAAGAUUUGGUUCGGUUUCACUGGGGUGAUUGGUGUGAUUGGUUUAGUGAUUGGAUUCUCUAUGUGGUUUGUCUUGACCCUCAGCAUUUUGCUGGCGAUGGAAGGUUUAUCUGCUUUCCUUCACGCGCUUCGUCUUCACUGGGUCGAAUUCGAUGGCAAAUUCUACAUGGGUGAUGGUAUCCCAUUCGAACCUUUUGCUUUUAGCACUUUAUCAGAAGCCAAGGCCGAAUAA
Molecule: messenger RNA, 2472 nt
Organism: Radiomyces spectabilis
Lineage: Eukaryota; Fungi; Mucoromycota; Mucoromycetes; Mucorales; Radiomycetaceae
Product: V-type ATPase, V0 complex, 116kDa subunit family
Exons: 13
Coding region: 1-2472 (823 amino acids)
Biological process (GO): proton transmembrane transport; vacuolar acidification
Cellular component (GO): vacuolar proton-transporting V-type ATPase complex; vacuolar proton-transporting V-type ATPase, V0 domain; fungal-type vacuole membrane
Molecular function (GO): ATPase binding; proton-transporting ATPase activity, rotational mechanism
Source: RefSeq, a predicted model, not a curated record